UCAACUUCAAAAUCCGUGUUUUAGGAGUAAUUUGAAGUCUUGGGGUUCAAUUUCAAACGAAGAAGAUGAUGGGUAACUCUAGAAUUGAGUUUUUGAGUAACUCUUAGUUUCUUUCUUUGUUGAAUUAUGCAUGUAUUGAAGUUGAUAAUUGAUUCUGCAUUUUCAAAUUCCUUGAAAUGAAGCUAAGCUUAAUCAGGGUAUAUCCUUCUUAUAGGUUCCAAAUACACCUCGAUUCUUCUACAUUUAGCAGUCUGUGUAGACCCGUUUGUUCUUUAGUACUAUCAUCUUCUCCACCCACUUCUCUGAAACCCCAAGUUCCCCUUUUUCUAAGGUCACCCAUCUAUUCAACAAAAUCAUGUGACCUCAAAAAGUGGCAUGAAUGGGCCAAAAGUGUUGCUUCUUCAAUUGGGUCAUCUUUUGUGCAGUCAGAUAAUGGGCCAGACUCAAGCAUUUUGUGCAGGGAGCUUACGUGGCUCAUUGAGGAUGCUGUUGAAGACGACCACUCAGUGUUUUCACAGUUGAGUGUGGAGAGUAAUGAUGAGAGGGUGAGAAUGAGGGUUGAUAUAGAUGAGCUCUACUGUUUAUGGAAGCAGAGGAUCCAAGAGAGGAGACCUUUUCAAUAUAUAGUUGGAUGUGAGCAUUGGAGGGAUUUGGUGUUGAGUGUUCAAGAAGGGGUCUUGAUUCCCAGACCUGAGACAGAACUUGUUGUUGAUUUGGUGUCUGAUGUGGUUUCAAAGAAUGAGGAUUUGAAAAGUGGGGUGUGGGCUGAUUUGGGGACUGGGAGUGGUGCCCUUGCUAUAGGCAUUGGUAGGAUUUUAGGAAGUGAGGGGAGGGUUAUUGCCACAGAUUUAAGCCCUGUGGCAGUUUCUGUUGCAGCUUACAAUGUGCAGAGGUAUUGCUUACAGGACAAAGUUGAAUUAAGGGAAGGAUCUUGGUUUGAACCAUUGAAGGAUAUGGAAGGAAAACUUGCAGGUCUUGUAAGCAACCCACCUUAUAUACCAAGUAAAGAAAUCUCUGGUCUACAAGCUGAAGUUGGUAGACAUGAACCUAGAGUUGCAUUAGAUGGAGGUAUUGAUGGCAUGGAUGCUCUUCUCCGUCUUUGUGAUGGAGCUGCUCUAAUCUUGAAGCCUGGUGGAUUUUUUGCCUUUGAGACAAAUGGUGAACAACAGUGCAGGGCUUUAGUUGAUUACAUGGAAAAUCAUAGAAGUGGAAGCUUCUGCAAUUUUGAAAUACUUGCUGAUUUUGCUGGUAUUCAAAGAUUUGUAAUAGGAUUCCAUCAAUAAGCAAUAUGACUUACAGAAUACAUGUUUAUUUUAUUUUAACUUUUUGUGGGAAUUACUCUCCAUGAUAUUGGAUCACAGAUUCAGCAAAAAUGUAUCAAAAGGUAUAACUAUAAUG
Messenger RNA from Gastrolobium bilobum, 1398 nucleotides. RefSeq lists its product as uncharacterized. The record is from RefSeq and is a predicted model, not a curated record. Gene Ontology annotation, biological process: protein methylation. Bases 177 to 1283 code for a protein of 368 amino acids. Gene Ontology annotation, molecular function: protein methyltransferase activity; nucleic acid binding. Lineage: Eukaryota; Viridiplantae; Streptophyta; Magnoliopsida; Fabales; Fabaceae. The transcript is spliced from 3 exons.